Molecule: messenger RNA, 714 nt
Organism: Clonostachys rhizophaga
Lineage: Eukaryota; Fungi; Ascomycota; Sordariomycetes; Hypocreales; Bionectriaceae
Source: the annotation of a GenBank genome assembly
AUGUCCACCGCCGAGUACUUCGUUAAUGUCCUCAACAAGUCUGAGGAGACACAAAACUACCUCUUCUUCAACCAAAAGCCUGACGAGUCGUCUUCCGUUGGGAAGAUAUAUACCAAUGUUUGGAUCAGAUCUCCUGGCGUUCCAUCUCCUAGGGGCAAAGCAGAGUUCGAUGUCAAGGUUGCUAAUUUUGCCAUUUGUGGAACAACGCCAGAGCCAGUUGACUACGGCGUUGUUGUCUCUACUAGCGACUAUGCCGCAGUCGAGCUGACAACCAGAAACAAGCCGGGCACAUCUCCACUUAUGGACAUUGUCGACGAUGGCCCUCAAUUCGUUGAGCCAUAUGGCACAACUAACAAGGAUAAUUCCUUCGGUAUCCAAACCAACCCAUUCAACCCAGACCAGUACAAGACGGUCUACUGUGGAUACGGAAAGUACAACGACAAGAAUCAAGUUGUUCCAGUCGCUGUUUGGCGAGCUAAGCCUUUCCAGAAGUACGACCUCACUCCCGUCAUCAAAUACUAUGUUAGUACUGGAAACUACAAACCCGGUACUACUGUCGAUAUUACUACCCUCGGCGCGGUCUCGGAAAUUGACUUCACCAAGGCCAAGCCAGGCCAGGUCAUCGCGACUGUUACCCACAACAGUGACGGGACUUACUCUGACCCAACGUUCAGUUACCCAGAGAAGGCUAGGCCCUACUCUGGAGCUUCGUAG